This is a messenger RNA of Synchiropus splendidus (mandarinfish), 1218 nucleotides long. It is a transcript of the gene tmem45b, whose product is annotated as transmembrane protein 45B. The transcript is spliced from 6 exons. The record is from RefSeq and is a predicted model, not a curated record. NCBI's taxonomy places the organism in Eukaryota, Metazoa, Chordata, Actinopteri, Syngnathiformes, Callionymidae. Bases 186 to 1022 code for a protein of 278 amino acids.
GGGCAGGACAGGAAAAACUAAACCGACAACCCUCUGGGGAAGACAGAGGACAUGAAAUUUAGCUAGGAGACAGAGCUAUAGCAGACAAGAGAACUCACUUCUGCCGGCGUGGAUCUGUGAUUUUUGUGAGCUGCUACAUCUGAAUGGAAGAUUCAUUUCAACAAUCUCAGAUUUAAGGCAGCAACAUGGCCAAUUUUGGGGGGCACGCCAUCCCUGGCUCUUUCUUCCUGCUGUUUGGCUUUUGGCACACGGUCAAGCACAUUCUUCAUCAAUAUUGGAGGACCAGUCAGCCCAAAGGACGCCAGCUACCGCCAUCUUUCUUCAGAAAGAUGGACUACUGUGAAGGAGGAAUGCAGCUAUUUGCUUCAUUUGUCGGUAUCAUGGUGGAACAGUUCGUGGUGGACGGCCCACAUGCUCGUCUUUACGACAGCGAGGCAAAAGCUUGGGUGAAGCUGAUGAACUGGCAGCACAGCACCAUGUACCUGUUUUUUGGAAUUUCCGGCAUCGCUUUGCUUGUCCGCACGGCGUCAAAGCGGGUGCCGGUUGGUGUGGACCGCCUGGCUCUGUCCUUGGCACUCUUUGUUGAAGGGUUCCUCUUCUACUACCACAUCCACAAUCGACCUCCGCUUGACGCCCACAUCCACUCACUGCUGCUGGUGGCAGUGUUCAGUGGGAGUGCCAGCAAGAUGCUGGAGGUCUUCAUGAGAAACCACAUCAUUUUGGAACUCCUGGGGUCAGGCUUCUUUAUCCUUCAAGGAUCUUGGUUCUACCAGAUUGGGUUUGUUCUUUACCCAUUAAGUGGACCGGAGUGGGAUUUAAAUGCACAUAACAACAUCAUGUUUGUCACCAUGUGUUUCUGCUGGCAUAUGGCCGUGGCGAUAAUCCUUGUUACCGGCACUUCCUCUGUGGUUUGGUUCACUGUGAAACGCUUUUCACCGCAAGGCAGAGAUGUGGAGAUUGGAAUGAGAAACACAUCAUCAGACUCACGGAAGGCUCUGCUUGAAGCAUCUGAAGAGGAGUGACGUUUCUGCUGCAGAUUUUGUUCUGCAUCACAUAGAAUUUGUACAUAAUGUAUUUUAUAAAAAAAAAAAAAAAAGUGAAGUGAUCAUUGACAGAUAAAUAUCAUGCACUGUGAUUCCACCUUCAUUCAAUAUCAUUUCUCAUCAUGUCUAAACAUUGUUGAAAUAUUUCCAAAUAAAAUCUGAUGAUCUCUUUGAA